Wickerhamiella sorbophila is the source of this 1086-nucleotide messenger RNA. RefSeq lists its product as hypothetical. The record is from RefSeq and is a predicted model, not a curated record. The transcript is spliced from 2 exons. Bases 1 to 1086 code for a protein of 361 amino acids. Lineage: Eukaryota; Fungi; Ascomycota; Dipodascomycetes; Dipodascales; Trichomonascaceae.
AUGCAAAGGCAGUUCCUGCGUGGAAUAAGGACGCUAAAAAGGCCAAAUCGAGUCCAGCAAAUCGAAAAAGUGAUCCCAGUACCGACUAUAGAUGUGCUAAGGAAGCAGUUGGCGAAUCUGCCGGUGGACCAACGGGAAUAUCUCCAGCAUGUGUUGAGUACAAGAGAACAAGAGGUUUCUGAGCUUCUCAAGGCCCAAGAAAACGACAUGGCCCAGAAAUCAGACAACCGACAGGAGUCAGAACUCAAUUAUGUGUACGCAUUUGUCAAGGAAACUCUGGGUGCUGCUGAUAACCUGUCAGAUUUUGGCACUGCAUUUUGGGAAGCGGUCAAAACAUUGGCCAGCACGAAAGACCCUAAAUACAUUGAGCUUUUUAGCACGCUGUUUGAGGUUGCCAAACGAAUGCCCGAUAACAUCCGGAUCGAUGUCAUUUAUCUCGUCGGAACUUAUUUAUACCGCUUGAAAAAAGUUCGGUUGGACCCCGUCAACGAGGUCGAGUAUCUUGAUUCUCUGGUGGCAAAAGGACGACCAUUUCGAGCAUUGGGAUACUGGAGUAGUCGCAAAAACCGAGAAGAGGUAAAGGAAACAACAUACUGGACUGAAAUUGGCGCGCUAUACCACCUCGAUGCGGGGCUUUGGCAUGAAGCCGAGUUAUUGGCUCUAUCUCUACAUGAAAAGGGUCUCUUAUCACCUCGGUUGGCUGGGGAGAUGGUCAAAUUUGCAGCCAAGAAACAAAACAAAGCACUUGGGUUGUGGACCGACCGAUUUAUAUCGUCGCUGAAAGGCAACGUCAAAGAGGACGUCUCAGAGGUAAGCAGUCUCGAAGAGAUUCUACAUCGUGUAACGCCUAUCACACCCGAGAAUGCUGCGCAGGUUCUCUACAACUGUGUUGAAGCAAGACAGUGGGAUACUGCUGCAAAGUUACUUAAAGUUCUCCCCCAACAUUACGACAAUGCAAAGCUGCUUUCGAGCAUGAGUCGAACGACAAAGUACACAUCCAAGAGCGAGCCGCCCAUUCAUGAUUUCGCUGAGCUACUGACAGACAAUAGCGAUAUGCUGUUUCAGGAAAAGUGCUGCACCAGCUAG